AGCUCUCACCAUUUAUAAGAUCUUCUCUGAGUUACACCAGCAGAUUGACAUUACUCCAAAAAUGCCUCUCUGGUUUCUCAUCUUUCUUCCACUCGUUACGGUCGUAAAUUCCCAACCCUCAACCAUGACUCCACCCACAAAUCUGAUCAACCAGACCGACCUGCAGGUAGCCAUUGAUGACAUGAGAACGUCAUCGUACCAUGGCUUCGUAAUCCUUCUAAAGAUUCUAACCACCUCACCUAAUCCAAUUCCUGACGGGGAAAUAACUUUCUUGAUGCCGACCGAUGAGGAACUAUCAAAAGUUUCUCUCAAGCUUGAUACUCUUCAUGAUUUCGUACUCGGUCACUCCAUCCCAACUGCACUACUUAUCACUCAUCUUCUACAUUUUCCGAACGGAACUCUGGUUCCAUCCGGAGUUCCGAACCGGAUGCUGAGGGUUACAAACAGUGGAAGGUUGGGCCUGUUUGUGAACAAUGCAAGAAUUGUCGCUCCGAAUGUAUGUCUCAACUCUUUAAUAAGGUGCCAUGGAAUCAGUGCCGCCAUGACGUUUCAGAAUAAUGAUUAUCCUGCAAGGCGACAUCAGAAUUUCCUUGACACAAAAGUUCAUUGGAAGGCGAAAUCUUCAUCAGUUCUAAUCAACCGCCCUGCGCUACCCUAAAAAUUUAAAAUUCUAGCCUCUUAGAUUAUAUUCAUGUUGAGGAAAAUAAAUGCCGAUCAAUAGAGAAACCUGUCAACCUUAUUUA
Molecule: messenger RNA, 743 nt
Organism: Mercurialis annua (annual mercury)
Lineage: Eukaryota; Viridiplantae; Streptophyta; Magnoliopsida; Malpighiales; Euphorbiaceae
Exons: 1
Coding region: 62-658 (198 amino acids)
Source: RefSeq, a predicted model, not a curated record